UCAACAACAAUAUCAUAAUACAACUGAUCAAAAUGAAAAAAAUUAUAAUCGAUUUACUGCAUUAGAACAAAUAGAUACAUCAACAGAUAUUGAAUCAAAUUAUGAUGAUGAAACAAAUGAUGUUUUAUCAAUAGCAGAAUAUGAUAUUGCUGAUCACAAUGAAAAAGAACAAAUGAAACAAAACAAAAUGAAUCGAAUAAAUGAUAAAAAUAAUAAUAAUAAAAAACUUAAACGGCGAAUUAAUUUAGAAUCCAAUCAAAUAAUGCGUUACAUGCAAGAUAAUUCAUCAGUUAUUGUGGAUGGUCGUGUCGAUUUAUCUCGAAAAAGGAUCAAUCGAUUAACAAGUAAUAUAGCUCAAGCAAGUGCUACAAUCACGAAUCUACAAGUUCAAUUAAGUACUUAUUGGACUCAAACUACAGCUGGUGCAAUAAGUCCAAUAACUGCAACAACUUCAUCAGCAUCAGCAAAUACUGGUCGAAUUCGUGAUGCAGUUGAUCGACUGGAAAAAGCAAUUUUAGAAUAUAUUCAACAUUCUACCAAACGUAUAGAAUAUGAUUUACCUCCAAAAUUUAUUUCAAAUGCUAAUUUGACAUUUAAAAUUGAUGAAUCAAUAAUAAGUAAAGUAGAAGCUCAAAUAGUAUAUGAUCAAAUGCGUCAAUUAACUAAAGAAUAUCGUUUUCAAGCAAUGUCUUUAUAUUUACAAGCAAUAACUCAUGAAAAACAAAUAUUAAAAAAUGAAAUUGAAUUUGUUAUGAAAGAUUUUUUACAAGAAAAUGAUGAAGGAUUUGAUAUUGAACUUGAUGCUGGUUAUAUAGCAUUUAAACAUUAUAAUGAAUUACGUGAAAAACCAAAAUUAACCGAGGAAGAACAUCAAUUAUUAAAAUUAGGUCCUCGGUUUAUUUAUAAUGAUCCAAAAGCGGCUUCUCGACGAUGUACAACUGAGUUGGCUAUGUUAAAACGUAAAAUUGAAGCACAAUUUUUCAAAAAAAAAAGCAUUAAAUCAAAUGAAGUGGAAUUAGCUCAUCUUUAUUAUCUACCAAAAGCUCAUAAACUUGGCACUCCACUUCGUCCAAUUAUUUCGGGUCUCAAACAUCCAACUAUAAGAAUAUCAAAAUUUCUUGACGAAUUACUUCGACCAUUAUUUGAUAAAAUAACAUCAAACACAACAGUUACUUCUGGAACUAAAGUUAUUAAACAAUUGCAUGAAUGGUCAAAACGAAACAUAGGUCAAGAAACCUUCAUAUGUACAAUGGAUGUUAUGGAUCUUUAUACGAUGAUACCCCAAACAGAAGUACGUGGUGGUGAUAUGGGUUCUUCAUUAACAUUAACAAGUGCUAAUUGUUAUAUGUUCUUUUAUGAACGAGAUAUUGUUAAACAAGUGAACAAUAGCAAUGGACUCUACUUACGAUAUAUUGAUGAUAUUUUCAUAAUUAUUAAUUGGCCGAUUCAACAUCUUUCUAAACAAAUUAAUCGAUGGAAUGAAUUAGACUUGAAUAUAAAAUUAAAAGCUCAAGUUGUUUAUCACAAACCAUCGUAUGAACCAUAUUAUUUACCAUUUAAUAGUAUUCAUCUAAUACAUAUGAAAAUGAAUAUUCCAUAUGCUAUGUUAAUUCGUGCGAUUAAAUAUUGUUCAACAUUUGAAACAUAUUUAAAUGAACGUGAAAAAUUAAGAAUGACUUUAUUAUUAAAUAAAUAUCCUGGUGAAUUUCUAGAGAAACAAUUCAGCAGAGUGAAGAGAACACAUGGAACAUUUAUUUUUUUUGAUUUGAAUGAUUUACCUGAUGAAAUUCUUAUGAUUAUUCUGAAAAAUUUGUAUCAUACUGAAGUCUUCUAUUCUUUAAUUAAUGUUAAUCAACGACUCAAUACAAUGGUACAUGAUCCAAUUUUUACAGGUUAUUUAACAUUGAUGAUAUCUUACUCUAAUGAUUUAUCUUCUCGACUUACUGAUACAAUACUUAAUCGAUUUUGGCUGCAAAUUUUACUUCAAAUUCAUCAUAAAAUCGAAUUUCUCAAUCUUGAAUUCUAA
Messenger RNA from Rotaria sp. Silwood1, 2026 nucleotides. NCBI's taxonomy places the organism in Eukaryota, Metazoa, Rotifera, Eurotatoria, Philodinida, Philodinidae. The record is from the annotation of a GenBank genome assembly.